AUGGCGUGUGUACUGAAGAUUAGGAUUCUUCUCCUCGUCACCGUCCACGUUGCAAAGGCUGCAGACGUCUCCAUGAAGGAUUUCAUCACAUACCCAGGAUGCACCAGUGGCAUGGUCACAGAAAGUGUCUCCAUAGCUACUAUAUCGACCAGUUCCGGUUUAGAAUGCUCAGCCUUGUGUGCGCACAGAGAUGACUGUCAAUCUGUGAACAUCUGUGAAGGGCCAGGAUACAAUACAUAUUGCAGUGAGGGGAAGAACUCUGGUCAAACUGGAUACAGGAUGUCCCAAAUCCAACCAAUCAAAUGUCCGCACGCCUUUGAAGCUUUCUGCAGCUUCGAAUAUGGGGGCACGUACUUCUUGAGGAGGAACCAUCCCUUAAGUGACGUCAGCGUCUGUGAAGGAAACAUCCUUGAGCCAAACAUGGACUGGGACGGUUUCAACUCGAAGUUCGGGGACCCCCGUUGCGACUUUCUCCUUGGUCUUCAACAGCUGUGGUACAUCUUACGUCAAGGCGUUUACAACCUGCACGUCUAUCUCGAAUACUAUGAACACCCAACAGACCUGGAGCCCAUAAUAGCUAAUGUUUAUUAUUUGCACUUCCGGAUAGGCUCUGACUUAGAGGGCUACCCCAUCCAGUACAGCUCCUACAAGACUUACAAUAAUGCAGAGGACGGUCUCAUGUUGGGGGUCGACACUCCCACCAAGUUCUGCACUCGUGACCGGGAUUGUGGAACUUGUGCUCAGGACAGAGGAGUCGGGUGGUGGUACACGCCUAACUGUACUAACUUUCCCCUGACCGCGAGGAACGGAACAGUUGUAUGGCCAAUCAACGGAAAGGUCAGGACGCUGUAUUUAUUGUCGAUGCUGAUCACGCCUCCCAAUUACUAUUGGGAGAGCAGGGGCGUCGAUGUAUGA
Messenger RNA from Haliotis rubra (blacklip abalone), 915 nucleotides. RefSeq names its product fibrinogen-like protein 1. The record is from RefSeq and is a predicted model, not a curated record. Lineage: Eukaryota; Metazoa; Mollusca; Gastropoda; Lepetellida; Haliotidae. The transcript is spliced from 2 exons. The coding region runs from base 1 to 915 and encodes 304 amino acids.